ACUCUCAAUAUGAUAGUAUUUUGAAAACUGGUAGAGAAAUUUGGCCGAUUUGGGUUUUGUUAGUAGAUGAAGGACUGGAUGAAAAUCUGAGACAAUUAAAAAAUAUUAAAUCAUAUUGUUUGCUUUUUAGAAAGUUUAAUUUAGACUACCUAACUAUACGAACACAUGCACCUGAACAAUCUAAAUAUAAUCUUGUAGAAAGAGGCAUAGCAACACUUUCUGGUAAACUAGCAGGUGUUAUAUUACCAAUUGAUUACUUUGGAAUACAUUUAAACACGCAAGGCAAAGUAAACAACCAAGAAUUGGCUCUUAAAAAUUUUCAGUAUGCUGGAGAGGCUCUCUGUAAUAUUUGGUGCUGUGAUUUAAUUUUUGGGAAACAUGUAAAUGCACAAUAUGUUGAAGAAUUUACCAACCCUUGUAAGAAUUUGCAAUUUGAGG
Scutellospora calospora is the source of this 438-nucleotide messenger RNA. The record is from the annotation of a GenBank genome assembly. NCBI's taxonomy places the organism in Eukaryota, Fungi, Glomeromycota, Glomeromycetes, Diversisporales, Gigasporaceae.